UUUGGCACUGCUUGUGUUUCUCCUUGCCAGAAAGGGCAAAGGACUUGAGCAAGAAGCCAGCCUUUUCCUGAUUACAAAACUGACCACAGUUCCUCGCCAACCUAUCAGUGUGAGUCUGUCUUUUUUUUUUCUGCUAAUGCAUUAUUCUUCUCAGAGAGAACUCCACUUUUUCUAUUAUGACAUGGCAUUUAUCAUUUAAACAUCAGCUGCGUUCAGACCUUGGUGCAGCAUUACUGCCUCUGCUAGUGAUGGAUAAACUUAAUCAUCGAGUUUUUAAAAAGCAAACCCUGAUAGAGCAAAUCUAAACUGUAUCUCUCAACCAGUUAAUCUUAUAGAAUUUGUCUGUAUCAUUUUAGCCUUUGUCAAGGGGUGGGACAAAUGCCUCAGAAAAUAACAUUUCAGUAGCAUGCCAAUGCCGAAUUUUAAAAUACAAGUACAUGUUUGAAUUAAGUAGUUUUCUUCAGAUAAUAUGAUUAGAGAUUGCGCCAGGAACAGGCAGCUAGAAAAAACUUUGUCCAAGUAAGUUUAUCUGGUAUUUCAUAACCCAGAGAUGUAAAGUCUCCCAUUUAAGAAGCAAUCGAAAACUGAAUGAUCUCUUUGCUCUGAUAGCUCUAAAUACUGUACAACUCACGCCCCUCACAAGACACAGAACAUGUGGGUCACUGGCGAGACAGUGUGGCAAUGUUUUCCUUGUAAUGUACCAAGUCUUGCCAAAGCAGUGAGCAACAUUAUGACACAACAUUUGUCACAGCUGGCUCUCCAGCAGGACAGUGCCAGCCAAUUCAGGCCUGGUCCUUUGUGGAUUUAUUCCCACCUCUCUGAAAUAUUUGGAAACUGAUGUCUUAACUCAUUGGUCGUGUUCACAAGUUCUACUACUGCAAGUCCUUUUCUUUUAAUGGAUUGGUCUUUUGCAAGAAAUAGACAAAAUAUCAGUGUGAAUUACAGCAAAUCCCUCUUCCAUGCUGUUAUGGGUGAAACUCUGGGAAAUUCUCUCAUUGACCCAGAAAGCGAUUCCUUUGCUGAUACACUGUCUGCAAACACUUCACAAGAAAUUACCAUGGUUGACACCGAGAUGCCAUUUUGGCCCACCAACUUUGGAAUCAGCUCCGUGGAUCUCUCUGUAAUGGAUGAUCACUCCCAUUCUUUUGACAUCAAGCCCUUCACCACUGUGGAUUUCUCCAGCAUUUCCACUCCACACUAUGAAGACAUUCCAUUCGCGAGAGCGGACCCAAUGGUUGCCGAUUAUAAGUAUGACCUGAAGCUCCAAGAGUACCAAAGUGCAAUCAAAGUGGAGCCUGCAUCCCCGCCUUAUUAUUCUGAAAAGACUCAGCUGUACAGUAAGCCUCAUGAAGAGCCUUCCAACUCCCUCAUGGCAAUUGAAUGCCGAGUAUGUGGAGAUAAAGCUUCUGGGUUCCACUAUGGAGUUCAUGCUUGUGAAGGAUGCAAGGGUUUCUUCCGGAGGACAAUCAGAUUGAAGCUCAUUUAUGAUAGGUGUGACCUUAACUGUCGGAUCCACAAAAAAAGUAGAAAUAAAUGUCAGUACUGUCGGUUUCAGAAAUGCCUUGCUGUGGGAAUGUCUCACAAUGCCAUCAGGUUCGGGCGGAUGCCACAGGCCGAGAAGGAGAAGCUGUUGGCGGAGAUCUCCAGUGAUAUCGACCAGCUGAACCCAGAGUCGGCUGAUCUCCGGGCCCUGGCAAAACAUUUGUAUGACUCAUACAUAAAGUCCUUCCCGCUGACCAAAGCAAAGGCGAGGGCGAUCUUGACAGGAAAGACAACAGACAAAUCACCAUUUGUUAUCUAUGACAUGAAUUCCUUAAUGAUGGGAGAAGAUAAAAUCAAGUUCAAACACAUCACCCCCUUGCAAGAGCAGAGCAAAGAGGUGGCCAUUCGCAUCUUUCAGGGGUGUCAGUUCCGCUCAGUGGAAGCUGUGCAAGAGAUCACAGAGUAUGCCAAAAGUAUCCCUGGUUUUGUAAACCUUGACUUGAAUGACCAAGUAACUCUCCUAAAAUAUGGCGUCCAUGAGAUCAUUUACACGAUGCUGGCCUCCUUGAUGAAUAAAGAUGGGGUUCUCAUAUCAGAGGGCCAAGGAUUCAUGACAAGGGAAUUUCUAAAGAGCCUGAGAAAGCCCUUUGGUGACUUUAUGGAGCCCAAGUUUGAGUUUGCUGUGAAGUUCAAUGCACUGGAAUUAGAUGACAGCGACUUGGCAAUAUUUAUAGCCGUCAUUAUUCUCAGUGGAGAACCAACACUCAUUCAGCUGUAGCGGCAAAUGCGUGACGCCAGCUCUCGGGCACAGAGUUUGAGGACUCUGAGUUUGAGUAUUCCACCUCUCCUCCCCAUCCCUCAAGGCCCUUCACAAUCUCAAGGACGUUUCCAGCUCAUGCGUAGUCUUUCCAUUGUCCGUGGAACUGUGUCUGCAAGUUAGAAUGGACGGCAUAGCCCUUCUCUAGAACAGAGGGCAGAGGACAGGUGUCUGAGUGAGGAAACCCCAGCUUAAGGAGGCCUCUGGUUCUGCAGGACCCAGUGGCCCCCACAUCUUCUCUGUCUGUUAGCAUCAUCCGUACUCGUUGACCAGGAGGAGACAAAACCCAGAAUAGUUGGAAACGCAGGUAUGAAAAACACCAUCAACACCAAGAGGCCUACUUUCUUCUCCUCUCCUCUGUGAGUGAAAUACGCAGCUCUCUUAUCCAUACAGUUUUUUUGGACAAGACUCAGGCUAGUGCCUAGGUGGUAAAAGUUGUUAUUCUAACUUCUUUCUCAUGAUACUGAGAAUAAACAAGGACAUCUGAUUUCUCAUCUGACUAAGCUCUGAGCAGGACAGUGGACGAGUGUUAUUACAUGGUUCUUGUCCCCCAUGGGGGCCAUGAGGGAGUCAGAGAGUAAUGGCAUUCAUUUAUUAACUGAAAAAUCUGUAAUGGGCACCUACAGUGUGUCUACAUAGCGUACGACACUCUUCUCCUCUGCUCUUCCCACCAUGCUGCCAUGACCAGUGGGAAAACCCUUGUCAGGUGGCUAGGAUGGCUUUGAAUAAUGACUCAAUUAGUGUUAUCUAGAAAUGUCCCAUUAGUUCACUCUUUUAAUAACUUUGUGGACUUGGUUUAGACAAAGGUGAGGUCUGUCUAUGAGUUCUCAACUGGCACGCAAAUUCUAAAAACCAGAUGGCUGGCGGGGGGGUGGGGGGAGAGGGAGAAAAUGAAACAUACUAGAAUCAUCUGAGAAACUUAAAAAUACACACGCGCACGGCGGCGUUUGUUGUUUGUAGAACAUAGAAGCAUCUUUCUCAGUGACUGCUUCAGAAGUAAAAUCUCUUCUUCACCCUGGGCCUGGUAGGCCGGGAUCAUCUCAGUGAGUGAGCGCACGAUUGUACUUGACCUCAGAGACAGACAUGGGAUUGAAAGCCAAACUGCUGAGUCAUUCCUAUCGCCUCACCAGCAAUCUUGGAAAAGGUUCAGUCAGUCAGUCAGUGGGCCCCUUUUCGGAGCACUUUAUCAUUCUGGGUUCUCACAAUGUGUGUUUAAACUCUGGGUGACCCCAGGCAGCCUUCCAGACUGGCACAAUCCACCAAGACAUUCAGACAGAUCAUCUGCGAGUGAGGAAGAAUGAAACUCAGGACGGGUUCGAGUCGCUCAUCACAGAGAGGCCAACGCAGGUUGUGAAGGAGCUAUGCACUCCCAGGGAAAGUACCUUUCAAGGGUCUUGCCAGAUUCACAAAGAAGAAGACCAGAAGAGGUGGGAUGGGGGCAUUGGAAAGCUUUGGAAUCACAGGGACAGCCCUGAAUUCAGACCCCACCCCCCACCACGACUUACUAGAUGUGUGAUUUCACUCAAUUAUUUACCUCCCUGGGCCCUAAUUUCCUUACCAGUAUUGUAAGUAAAAGAAAUAACAUUAUGUGAAGCCUCUGGCACAAUGCCUGGGACAUGUUAAGCACACAAUAAAUGCUAAUUUUCCCUUUUCCCCUGUAUGAUAGAAUUUGAAGUAGCUCUACGCAAUCUUGCCAGUCAGACUGCUUACAAUUCCACCAAUAGUCAUUCUUAAAAUCCCUUAUUACAAUAUAAAUACCCCUAGGGAGAUAUAAGCUCAUCCCUUUAUCAGCUAUCACUUUAAAGGGAUUAGUUGUCGGGCGCCUGGGUGGCUCAGUUGGUUAAGCAACUGCCUUCGGCUAAGGUCAUGAUCCUGGAGUCCUGGGAUCGAGUCCCAUAUUGGGCUCCUUGCUUGGCAGGGGGUCUGCUUCUCCUUCUGAUCCUCCCCCCUCUCAUGUGCUCUCUCUCUCUCAUUCUCUCUCUCAAAUAAAUAAAUAAAAUCUUUAAAAUAAAAAAAUAAAAAAGGGAUUAGUUGUGGAUUGAGAAAAAAAACCUAAGGGAAAGAGAUAUGGAGGAAGAGGGAGAGGCCUGACAAGCUAAGGGGAGAACUCUAAGCCCCCUGGCCCCUCAAGGAGAUAGAGAAACCAGGAGUGUGGUGAGUUUCCACCCUCCCAAGGUUCUGAUAAAGUUUGGGACAUUAUGUGUUGAGAGGUCAUAUUUGGAGAUUAAAGAUCACACCUAUGUUUUGAGAUCACAGGUUCUUCUCAAAGACAUUGGAAAGGAAGACAUUGAGCGAGAGUUGCAGAGAACAAAUACUUGGCUAUGUUUUAUGUUCGGUUAUUGGCAUUUCUAGAGGUUGAGGAAGCAAGGAAGAGGGUUUGGAUUAGGGGGAGGAGUGUGUCAGGCUUGAGGAGAAAGAAGAAAUCAUUCUCUUUCCCUCUCCAGCCUUCUCUACCUCCCACCCAUGCCCCAUUUCCAGUCCUGCUCAGAGCCAGUGUUGGACAUGGAAGGAGCAGAAUUUAUCUCUAUCCCUCAGCUCAAGGGAAGAACACUGCUGUCCUGGGCUGACACGGAGAACCCUCAGCAAACCACAUGGCUGAGCUUCCAUUGAGCAACCUUUAGAACAACAAGGGGACCUUAACCCCCCCCCCCCGGGGGGGUGAAAAGAGACAGGAAAGACAAUAACUUCCCAAGGGCAGGACAGAGAGCUUGAGGAAAAUUUCCAUUCUAAAAGACCUGGAAAUAAAACAAGAGCCCAAGCUCAUUUCACUCCAUUGAGGUACCAUUGAGCAAUGCAAAGAGCUUUGAAGACAGAAAAGAAGAAAGCACUACUCACCUCAUUACAAUAUCUUUGUGUCCCCUGUUGUAGUUGGGGAGGUGGCUUUUGGGGGUGGCAGUUGGGUGUUUGAGAUGAGGGAAGUUGGUGUAGAAUGGUUUACUCGAUGGGCAGAUAAAAGAAAAUACUACCUGGGUUGGUUUCAUUGUGGUGGUCACCCCCUUUCCCCAUCCUGACUACAUCCUAUGUGUUAUUGCUUUAAGGAGUGGUUGUCAUUUGGACUUAGACAGAAAAAGCAUUCAGAAGGGAAAUGUUAGAAUGUUAACCCACUCCAGAGUGAAGGACUCUGUCCGACUACAUGUGGGUUCACAGCAGAAUGUGCUCGUUACAGAAGAUCUUUAUCUGUUUGAAAACACGUUUACAAGACCUCCUGGUUAUGUUGUCCCCUUGCCCAGAUAGCCACCCAUCAACUGCAUUUCUCCUAAAAUCAUCCAUCAUGCAGUCUUCUGAUUAAUUUAGGUUUGCCCUGCUAGGAUUCCUAAUACCAAAUCUCCAGCAAGGUGCAGGCCCAGGAGUGGAAAGGGAAAAACAUCUGGAAGGGGAGUGGAGAGAUGGCUGAGAAGAAAGGAACAAUUACAGGAGAAAGAACAGGAAAGAUAGAGACCUGGAAGAUAGAGAAACAAGAGAAGAAAGGUAGGAAGGAAAAAGAUGCGAGUGAUAUUAGAAAUAGAAAUAGCUACCCACUAUGCAUCAGACACUGCUCUGGCACUCACCAUCCAUUAACUCAUUUAAUCCUCCCAACAACACUAUGAGUUGCAUUACUCUUAUGACUCCAUUUUUUAAGUGAGGAAACCAAGGCACAGAAAGGUUAAGGAACUUGCUCAAGGUUACCCAGCAAGUAAGUUUUAAGGCUGGGAUUCCAACUGCUUCUCACUAAGCCAGUAGUGCUUACUCUUGGCUGUCCAUUAGAAUCACCUGGGAGCUUUUAAAAGCCUUGAAGGUCAUACCCCAGACCAAGCCAAUCAGAAUCUCUAGAGAUGGGACCCAGGUAUUCGUUUGCAGGGUUUUAAUCUCCCCACGUGAUUUCAGUGUGUAGCCAAAGUUGAGAAUCACUGCACACCAUCCAGCUCCAAUUGAAAUUUAACUAUGAGAAGAAGAACACAUGUGAAACUUUCUUACAUUAUUUUUUUCCCAAAGGUAGGAAUGUGGGAGGGAAUUGCUACAGGCCAUACCACAGUUUACCAAAGAUAAAGUUGGCUGAAUUCACAGUUUUGCCUAAUGCUCACCAUGAUUCUGCUUGAUCAGAAAAGUACUGCAGAAUCCCGAACACCAGCACUUCAGGGAAGAAGUGAAUUGGGGCCCCGUGGCUUCCUUGUCUUAUUGCUCUUAGACUCUUGCUUUUAUGCA
Molecule: messenger RNA, 6481 nt
Organism: Mirounga angustirostris (Northern elephant seal)
Lineage: Eukaryota; Metazoa; Chordata; Mammalia; Carnivora; Phocidae
Gene: PPARG
Product: peroxisome proliferator activated receptor gamma
Exons: 7
Coding region: 896-2260 (454 amino acids)
Biological process (GO): negative regulation of cholesterol storage; negative regulation of transcription by RNA polymerase II; fatty acid metabolic process
Cellular component (GO): nucleus
Molecular function (GO): DNA-binding transcription repressor activity, RNA polymerase II-specific; zinc ion binding; RNA polymerase II cis-regulatory region sequence-specific DNA binding
Source: RefSeq, a predicted model, not a curated record